AUGCCGGCUGGCGAUUUAGUCCCGCCAUCCCUGACAGAGCAGCAUUUCUUGCUGCAUGCAUUGAGGUCCACGGCAGUCCGUGUUGAUGGGCGCAAGUUCGGACAGGCACGACCUGUCCGCAUUGAGUUUAGCAAUAGGCAGGGUUGGUGCCAAGUGUCGCUAGGUCAUACAGUUGUUGUAGCGUCCGUGGAUGCCACCCUAGGUCCGCCGCGUGCCGAACGUCCUUAUGAGGGCCAAUUGCAAAUAACGACGGAUAUUAUGCCCAUGGCUGGCGUCGAAUAUGAUGCUGGCGGUGUCGCUGGGGCGACUGAGUCACGCGAACGCGAAGCCCUUUUUGACCGCUUAGUAGAGCGAGCUGUGCGGCACACUGAAGCAAUUGACCGCGAAGCCUUGUGCGUGAUCGCAGGCAAGGUCGUUUGGCACAUUCAUCUCACUGUCCAUCUUUUGGCGGACCACGGCGCCCCUGUGGAUGCUGCUGUGCUGGCCAGUAUGGUGGCUUUGCGCCAUUUCCGUCGUUCGGAUGUAUCCGUGGCGGAUGGAGAAGUGACAGUCCAUUCGUCUGACGAGCGUGUCCCUGUUCCUUUGGCAUAUCACCACAUGCCUUUUUGCAUGUCGUUUGCCAUGUUCAUUCUGCGACCCGAGACGGAGACCGAACGCAGUUUGCUGAUGGCACAAUCUCACACAGCGUCUACAGACUCACAGCUGGUGGAUAUGGACGUGGAAAAAGAAGGUCCUAAGGAAUUAGAUAUACCUGUGGCUCUGUUGGAUCCAUCCAUGCUCGAGCAGACCUUAGCGCAUUCAAGCAUUUCUAUCGUGAUGAAUGCGCAGCGUGAAGUUUGUGUGCUAGACAAAGCCGGUGGUGUAUCACUCCCGUACCAAGUGAUUAUGGCGCUCCUCAAAGAUGCUGCUAUGCGCGCCAAGGAGCUCACACAACUCGUCGAAACGGCUUUAGCCGAGGAUGCCAGUAAGCGCGUCACGUCCGUACCAUAA
This is a messenger RNA of Malassezia sympodialis ATCC 42132, 990 nucleotides long. Its product is annotated as exosome complex component RRP45. Gene Ontology annotation, biological process: nuclear polyadenylation-dependent rRNA catabolic process; U5 snRNA 3'-end processing; exonucleolytic trimming to generate mature 3'-end of 5.8S rRNA from tricistronic rRNA transcript (SSU-rRNA, 5.8S rRNA, LSU-rRNA). Gene Ontology annotation, cellular component: cytoplasmic exosome (RNase complex); nuclear exosome (RNase complex). The record is from RefSeq and is a predicted model, not a curated record. Gene Ontology annotation, molecular function: mRNA 3'-UTR AU-rich region binding. Lineage: Eukaryota; Fungi; Basidiomycota; Malasseziomycetes; Malasseziales; Malasseziaceae.